Messenger RNA from Ramularia collo-cygni, 585 nucleotides. Its product is annotated as probable FCF1 Essential nucleolar protein that is a component of the SSU (small subunit) processome involved in the pre-rRNA processing steps of 40S ribosomal subunit biogenesis. NCBI's taxonomy places the organism in Eukaryota, Fungi, Ascomycota, Dothideomycetes, Mycosphaerellales, Mycosphaerellaceae. The transcript has 11 exons. The coding region runs from base 1 to 585 and encodes 194 amino acids. The record is from RefSeq and is a predicted model, not a curated record. Gene Ontology annotation, cellular component: small-subunit processome; nucleolus.
AUGGGAGUUCAAAAGAAGACGCGCAAGUUCGGCGCUGUGAAGAGGGUUAUUGGGCAGCACGAUGCUAGGUUGAAAAAGAACAUUCUCAAGGAGGAGACCAAGCAAAAGGCGGAAAAGAAGGACGACAUUGUGCGAGAAGUGCCUACCGCACCAUCCAACAUGUUCUUCCAGCACAACACCGCUCUCACCGCACCCUACUCCGUCUUGGUCGAUACCAACUUCCUUUCGCAUACUGUACAUCACAAGCUCCCGCUGCUACCGACCCUGAUGGACACCCUCUAUGCCACAUGCACGCCAAUCAUCACAUCAUGCGUCAUGGCCGAACUCGAGAAACUCGGACCGAAGUACCGCAUCGCUUUGCAGAUCGCCYGCGACGAACGUUGGGAGCGACUACAAUGCGACCACAAGGGCACCUACGCCGACGACUGUAUCGUUGAUCGAGUUAUGAAGCAAAGAAUCUAUCUCGUCGCCACGAAUGAUAGAGAACUCAAGCGAAGAGUUCGCAAAAUUCCAGGUGUACCGAUCCUGAGUGUCGCUAGGGGAAAGUACGUGAUAGAAAGGUUACCCGAUGCGCCUGAAAAGUGA